UUUCAAUUAAUUAAUGCAGGUUUCCAGUUCAGUUAGUGAUGAAACAAUAGGUGGUUUUGACUUAUACCAGUUUGAUAAACCUUGCAAGUCGAUUUGUAGCUUAUCCGCUUCUGAUACGAAUAUCCAUCGAUUUGCCCUUGGUACUUCUGAGUAUUCUACAGAUAAUACGCUUACACUCGUCGAUUUUGACGAAUCUAGCAGGAAUUUCACUCAGAUUGCACAGUCAAAGAACCUUCCACCUGUUGAACACCUAAUUCCCUUUGGCAAAGGGGUUAACAGUGAGAUACUUGUUGUUUUUCGUGACACCAAAGAAAGAGAGAGUUAUCUUUCUUUACUCAAGGUUGAUCUUGAAGAUUCUCUCGGGAGUUUUGAGACACUAGUAAAGCUAGAUUCUACAUUUAGAAACGUAAAGAGGAUAUCUUAUGAUCCUUAUUCCGGAGAAUUUGGUAGAUUUUGCGUAAUUUCAAGAGAAUCACUAUGUUUAUUUAAAGAAAGUGAAGAGUCUUUUGAGGAAAUAUUUAGGAUAAAUACAGAUUCAAAACUUAGAUAUUCGGGUUCAUAUCACGCAGGAGCAUUUGAUCCACAUCAUUCGGAUUUAUUUGGAAUAAGUAUAGACAAUUGUUUUGAAAUUAUAGAUUUUAGACAGAAACUAACUGACAGAAUCACCCUAAAAGGAUCAGCUCCUCACAAGGGUGCAAUCUUGGACUUGAAGUUCAACCCAAAUGUACCAAAUGAGGUAAUAACUGUUGGAGAAGACACUAGGGUUUAUAGCUGGGAUUUAAGAGCCACACUUGAACCGACUGUUUUUGAUAGUGGUCACAAUCAUUGGAUACAGGAGAUACAUUAUAACACAUUUCAUGACCAACUACUCUUGACUUGUGGAGCUACUGGAAUUUUCUUACAUACGAGGAAUGAAUCCUUAAAUAGAGUAUACCAUAAUCCACAGGCAUCAGUUUGCACAUGCUGGAGUGAAGGAGAUGCUUGGCACUAUGGAAGCAUAGUUUCAAGAGGACUUUUAGUUGAAUCAGUUCCAAAAGAUAUAAAAUUUAAACUGUUAUAG
Molecule: messenger RNA, 1060 nt
Organism: Theileria equi strain WA
Lineage: Eukaryota; Apicomplexa; Aconoidasida; Piroplasmida; Theileriidae
Exons: 4
Coding region: 14-1060 (348 amino acids)
Biological process (GO): protein ubiquitination
Molecular function (GO): protein binding
Source: RefSeq, a predicted model, not a curated record